UGAAAGUCAGCGUCUACAGUAAAGUUCGUUCGAUUCUUCAGCGAGGCAUUUUUCUCGAUGGACAACAACCAGGAGACAACACGCACCUGUACCCAAUGUCAUAAAGAGAUCGCCUUGAUCAACUUCUCUCUGCAUGAAACCCACUGCAGUCGCUUUUUAUGCCUCUGUCCUGACUGCAAUGAAGCUGUUCCCAGAGAUCAGCUCAGUGAACACAGGAAGGAGCAGCACAGUAAGGUGCGAUGCUGCAAAUGUCACCAAAAAAUGGAACAAUGUCAAUUACAAGAUCAUGAGACUGAUGAGUGCAUUGAGCGUCUGCAGAUUUGUGAAUACUGUGACCUGGAGAUGCCAUGGAAGGAACUAAAGCAGCACUGUUUGGCAUGUGGGAGUCGCACCGAGCUCUGCAAGGACUGCAACACUUACGUUAAACUGAGUGACCGGGUGACUCACCUCUCCACCUGCUCAGGUGCCGACAGCUACUCAAGCCCAGCUGACGCCCAGAGCGCCGCAGUAAAGGAGGGUGAGGGGACGGAGACGGGGAUCAAACCUCCAGUAACACAACCUGCACGCAAAGAGAAACAUGAAAACCAGCUGCAGCAUGGUCCAUCAUCUGGUUUGGGGGCCAACCAAAAGGCCGAGUCAAAAAAGGAAGUGGGGAAUCAGGACAUUCCAGGACAGCAAAGUCCAAAUUCAUUCAGAGAAGUUCGUCAGGCAGCCUCUCUGACAGACAGAACCUUCACUGAUCACUGGAGAGAUGGAGGAGAUCCGGACCACAUCUUUCCCUGCCCUCACUGUCAUCUGGCACUGCCCUUCAACAUUCUGCGUCGACAUGAGGCAAAGUGCAAAAUUUACAAUUUCCUGAAUAGAAGAGAAAAGAAGGAACAUGCUGCUGCACAGAGCGUCAGUCAACAAUAGAACAGUGAAGUGUGUUCUUGUGGCAAAAAAAAUUCUUCUUUUUGAUUACGUUCACUGAUGAUGUGCCACCAUUAAAAAAAUAAAUAAAUAAAAAUCAAACCUGUGGGAAAAACCACCUCUUAAUCAUAAAUCCCAAUAGAUUUCCAUUUAGGUUGGUUUUAAAAAAGGUGUUUGUUAAUUUCAAAGUUAUUUAAACAUAAUACGUUUAGAGAUGUCCAAUAUUAGCAGAUUUAUGUAACUAUCAGUAAGAAUGAAAACCCGAUAACGCAAGUCCUGGGUUUUGGUAAAUUUACUGGAAUUACUUGUGGAGUACUGAGACGUUUACCUCAGUUUUGGGGGCAAGCAGCUGCAUAUAUUGGUAUCGGUUGAUAUUGCAAUUGGAAAUUAAGUGUUUGGACAAUAUCGGUACAUCAGAUAUCGGAAAAGGUUAAUAUUGGACAUCCUUAAAUACAUCUGAUUGACAUGUGUUAGCAAUUUUUAGUUAAUAUUAUUGCAACAUUUUUUAAAAAUUAAAACAUCUAUCAUAACUAA
This is a messenger RNA of Cynoglossus semilaevis (tongue sole), 1443 nucleotides long. RefSeq names its product TRAF-type zinc finger domain-containing protein 1-like. The record is from RefSeq and is a predicted model, not a curated record. Lineage: Eukaryota; Metazoa; Chordata; Actinopteri; Pleuronectiformes; Cynoglossidae. The transcript is spliced from 6 exons. Gene Ontology annotation, cellular component: mitochondrion. Bases 58 to 912 code for a protein of 284 amino acids.